AAGAAUACCUACAUCAUCGUCAUCAACAUCCGUCUCAUCCCCGCCACUUAACAAAACAGAGUUGUAUGACCCACGUGCACUGGAUAUUAUUUAUCCAUGGCGCCGAUAAGACGUUACCUUCGGAUCACAAAGUAUUCGGUGCUCGAAUGUCGUAUCUACCUCGAUAACCCGGCCCUGGCACACUCAUGGCUUCUAAACCCCAGGAAUCCUAUGCUUGCCAAGGUCAUCGAGGCCGUACGUCCACUGGUACUGCCAAAGCUGCGUGAGGAGAGGGAACGCGCGCAAAGCAAGAAGAGCAGCAAGAAGCGGAGUAUCAAGGACGUGGUCAUCAAGGAUGACUUUGAAGUGUCCGUCUUUCUUGCGGAAACAGACACUCGACACUCCCUGUUGCACAAGCAAAAGCACUUUCGAGACAAGGUCCAGACCAAACUAAAAUCCAACUCGUCCAAGCUCACGGGAGAAUCACGUGAAGCACCUAUCGACGUUGACGUAGAGGCCGCUCUACUUCGGGAGGCAGCCGACGACGAUGAUGUGCCCGUUCUACGAGAGGAUGAUAGCGAAGAUCAGGAGGUCAAUCUAAACGAUAUCCCUACCGUUGAUGAAACGGACGUCAUAUCCGACUCCGCCAAUAGGAGAUCAAAACGACGACGUCAACAAUCAUCGGGACCAAAGAAUGAGGGUGGCACCGAUGACGAGGCCCAAGCGGUUGCCUCGGACCUAUCUGACGAUGAUGGCCUGUUCAUCGGUGACAGUGACGAUGCUGGAAGCGAAGGGCCUCCGGAAAGGAAGCGUCGCAAAUCCAAGCAGCCCGCUGCUCAGGAGGAAGAACGUGAUGACAAAAAGAAGCUCGCUAUGGACAUAUCAUACGAGGGCUUUGCCAUCUACGGCCGCGUACUCUGCCUUGUCGUGAAACGGCGGGACGUUGAGAAGACCGUUACUGGGCCCUCGAGUGGCAAGGCUCUGACGGCCCAGCCUGGCGGCCAGGCGAUGAUGGAAAACUGGAUCACGUCUACACAACUUCCCGAGGCUGCCGUAGGAGAGGACGACGCAGUUUGAGACGGCUGCCAAGCUGGCAGUUCGGCUGAAGUUGGUCCACCAAGACAGUCCUUCAUGGCUAUCACGAUGCCACUUUACAAGGGAUGGGAAAAGCAGGAGGACCCAAGCAAGCUUCUCUUCCCUCCUCCGCCUUCCAUCACACCGCCUGCUUUUGACGGUUCUUUCAGACUCCCUGGAUUUCAUCGGGACUCGGAGUGACCUCUCCGCCGCUCAUCACCAGGCACCGUGGUCAGGUUAGACAGGCCAGCUGAUCAUUCUGUCUUCUGAUGUCAUCAACGGCUUAUUGCCCCACGGACUUGAAACGAACAAUUCAGCCUGGAAUGCGAUCUACGGAUGUUGUGCACCUAGCGUUUUUCCAAAUGCUUGGUAUGCCUGGUGUACCUGUUGUACCUGUCGUAUCCGGAACCCUCAGCAAGGCAAGGUUCUUCUUGGCCUUCAAAACAUUCCCAUUUCGCUCAACCGAUUGGUAGAUUUCGCUUCCCAGAGCACGAAAAGGGCAUGGCGGAUACCUUGGCAGAGAUUGCCAUGCUGCCAGGACGUGAUGGGCAAUCACACCACAUAAGAAUCUGUGGUUGCAACUCCAAGGAUGAAUCAUCCGUACGGAAAUACCUUGGUCUGGGGUAGUUUUACCAACACGGUACGUACGUACCCUUACGUUACAGGCCUCAUUCCAGAUGAUGCAAUCGGCAGCCUUUUCAGUCCCUUUUUGGGGAUCGACCACCAACCCAGGCACAUGAAACACGCCUCCCCCUGACGAAAUUAAACUCGUGUAAUAAACACCGAACGACUCUUGAUGCAGCCCACACCGGAUCUGGGGCAAAAGGAGAAUAUCCAAUUUCACGUUGAAUUUCCAUCAAUAACAACACCGAAGUUUCAAUUCAUGGAUGCCGAUCGAGCCGCUGGCAUAGGAUUUACACACCAUCCUGGGGGGGGCCAUAAUGCAUCUUGGACAGUGGCCAACCUUGGCGCUCCACUGGUCCCUGAUGUUCAAGUAAGAUCUCGAUAACCGUACAUUGUUGUCGCAUCUUGGUGGACUGCCCAUCACUCGGUUUUUCGUCAGCAUUUUAUUGGGUGGUGACAAUUUCGAAACCUGUAUCAUAUUACUGGAAGAUCGCAGAGGUACCAGUACGGUUGUCGGGGAUCUAUGGAUGUAUCUUCUUGACAGUGGAGGCAGGAGUACCACAUUUCCACAUUUGUUGUCUUGAAGUUGCUAGAAAUCCCCAAAGGCUUAGGAACGGCGAAUUUAUGGUCUUGGCUUGGUCCGGUUCCGGUUUGAGGUUGUCGAAAUGCUGGAUCGCUGAGUCAGACAUUCUUGGAGAGUCCCCCUGUGUUCUCUCCGACACUGUCCAUGUUGCAAUAUCAGACAGUUUUUUAUGACCCAAGGACGCGGACUCAGCGUCGUAAUAGGUGUCGUCAGCUGAACAAACACGGAGUCUGAAGCUAGAAAGGUAGCCCGAAGAUGGUGUGUUGAUAAUUUCCCUCCCUAUGCACCACUGGCAUAUCUCUCACAGGGCAGCCAUGGCAUAUCUUUCAAACCUUCCUUCAAGGUGUGCGUAGUCUGAACGAAAACACUAUGGGGGAUGAUGAGUCCCGCGGGAGCUAUCUGCUGGUAUUUUUGGUAAGGGGGGCUGACCAAGGUAGCGACGGCAAGAUAUCAGUGUACGCUGUGAAACACCCCCACGCGGUACCGUAGGACUACGAUGCUCAUCAUCUCCCCAGGUUUAUCUAUGUUCAUGUUUAUGCAUAAGGGGGGAAAGAGGAAAAUGCGGUUUAACCUGGCAUCUAGAGGGGAGGAAAUAAAUACUACGCUAUAGUAACCAGGCAGAGGAUAAAUGUAAGAAACUCUGACGGAA
Messenger RNA from Neurospora crassa OR74A, 2909 nucleotides. RefSeq lists its product as hypothetical. The record is from RefSeq and is a predicted model, not a curated record. The coding region runs from base 97 to 1056 and encodes 319 amino acids. Lineage: Eukaryota; Fungi; Ascomycota; Sordariomycetes; Sordariales; Sordariaceae. The transcript has 2 exons.